CAACUAAAAUUUCUGCUUCAGUCAAACUUUGCAAGUUUCUGUCCGUGCCUGAAGCGAAUUUAAACUAAAUUAAGCGCUACUUUGCAAAAUGCAGGCAAGAUAUCUGAUCCCGGCGUUUUUGGUUGCUUUCGGUCUCGUUUUGGCAUGCUCUGCACGUUUCGGUUAUCGCUUCCCAGCUAGAGGUAUAAGAAGGCUGCCCGGGGGGAAACCUAACCUUGGAAGAGCGGCGCCAGGUGGUUUUUUGGUUCCGGAUGGGAAAAGAUCAGCCGGGAGCAAGGUGAUGAACAAGCUUGUUUUUGACCGAUUUAAAGCGAAGGACCUGAAAAAGAUAAACAAGAAAUCCGCGACUGGAGUCGAACGCUUGUGGGACUUCGGGAAAGGUGCCGCAAGGAAUGCAUUGCGUGUUGCAGCGGGGGCAGCCAUCGCUGGUGGUGUAGCAGGUGCCGUGGUCGGAGAACAGGCGGAUCCUGAAAUCAACAUUGUCAAAACGGAUCCGCAUGGCUCGACCUUUACUAGCGUCAGAUAUUUGGCUGUCAACACCUCUGAGGCGAUGAAAGGCGUUGUCAAACCACCGGACCCGGUUGGCGGUCCCAAUAUCACGGUGAACGUGAGUGCGUACGCUCUUGCGGGAACGUUUGCUGGAUUAAUUACCAUUAUGUGUACCGGGGUCGUCUGCAUGAAAUGCCGACGUCAAAAAAAAGAUAUCAGCAAUCAGAAGGAAAAACCAUGAAGCAUCGCUACGUUACCGGAUGAUGCGGAGAGCUAGCGGUCCAUCAAUAUGCACUUCGCGUUUACUUUAC
Molecule: messenger RNA, 800 nt
Organism: Paramacrobiotus metropolitanus
Lineage: Eukaryota; Metazoa; Tardigrada; Eutardigrada; Parachela; Macrobiotidae
Exons: 3
Coding region: 89-730 (213 amino acids)
Source: RefSeq, a predicted model, not a curated record